AUGUCGCGCAGUAUGAGAAUCACAAGCACCCUCCUCGACCUGACAGUGCUCCCUCCCAAGGCCGGCAGCACCAAGAACCCCGCUACUCCCUUCCUCCUGGAGGCCAAAGCAGCCCCACGGAAGACCAGCAGCACCACCUCCUUGACCGUGUCUCGUCUUUUCAUGGAAGCCUCCGAGCUCCAUCCUUUGGGCACAGGCGUGGUCUACUUGAUUCUUCCACCAAAAAGUUCGCCAACUGCGCCCACGAGAUCAGUGGUGACCUUCUUCGCGACUUUCUAUCGAGCGGAGGGACCGAGUGCCCAUGCUGCCAAGUCGAGUCCAUUGAAGGCCUCCGAUACUCUGUCCAACCUGCAACAGGUCUUCUUCGCGGUAAAAGACAAAGCUCAACAGCUGCCACAUGAUAUCCAUCUCAAGGCUAACGUGUCCGCCGACAGGGAUCUCGAGACUGAAGCCACGGCCCAACCCACAGGCGAGGCCACCACAUACACCCAGCGGUCCCGAAUCACUCUUCCAGAUUACCAGGACCCUCGACAGAUGGAGGGCGUCUCAUCAGACAUUGUGAUCAGCGCGUCAGGAAAACCUCGCUUCCGCGUUGAUUCAUCGGUGUGGAGGCGGAUGUCAACCAAAGACAAGAAAGAAUUUAGCUGGCGGUGUAACAUCUAUUUUGGUUUGCGCUCCGGCGGCGAGGCUCGGCAACCAACAAGUCAAGACAGACACAGCCAAGGCAACGUCACUCUCACCACCUCAUCUUCAACUGGCCCGAUUCCCUCCAACCCCGGCGAGGUUGAGGCCAAGGCCAAUGUGCCCAGGGCUCAGCUUUACCUGCCUGAGGAGGCCCACAACAAGCUCGCGAACGUAGAUUCGGUCACUCGCAACAAGAAGCAGAACCCCGUCCAGUCCCCCGCUCCCAACAACAAUCGGAUGACCGCCUCCGCGCCGCGCCAGACCAGCCGAGUUGGCACCGAGCCUGCUUUCAUCCGCAACCCAGCAAACGAGUCAAUCGCCAACCCGACCGACCGCUCCUCAGCCGGUGAAAUCGCCACAGGAUCCGCAGUCUGGGACAACCGCUGUCUCUUGGAGUGGCUGUCCUCGCCUGAUUGGAAGCCCGCGUCCCCCAGGGCCUGCAUCUUUAUGUUCUGCGGCGUCAAAAGCACCACUGAAGACGCAUUGAAUGCUCACAUACUGCGCGAUCACUACGGCGCGCCGCCCACUGGCACCAUCGUGGACGCUCGGGGUGACUUUCUCAACGCUGCGGCGCUCGAGAGUUAUUUUGGAGGGAGCAUCCCACCUUCGGCUCAGGUUUACGUUGGCCGGUGGUUUCCUCACGACUGUCCCUAG
This is a messenger RNA of Diaporthe batatas, 1338 nucleotides long. RefSeq lists its product as uncharacterized. The coding region runs from base 1 to 1338 and encodes 445 amino acids. NCBI's taxonomy places the organism in Eukaryota, Fungi, Ascomycota, Sordariomycetes, Diaporthales, Diaporthaceae. The record is from RefSeq and is a predicted model, not a curated record. The transcript is spliced from 4 exons.